Molecule: messenger RNA, 2121 nt
Organism: Rotaria sp. Silwood1
Lineage: Eukaryota; Metazoa; Rotifera; Eurotatoria; Philodinida; Philodinidae
Source: the annotation of a GenBank genome assembly
AUGGCUCAAAUUACUCUAUCAUUAUUACUUACAUUUCUCAUGCGUUUUUUUGAACCAUGUUCUUCAAUGCCUGCUUGGCAUGCUUGGCUUUUGGCUAUAGCCACAAUUGUAAUUCCAUUAUUUGCAAGUCUUAUUAUUCAUCGGUAUUUUUAUCAAAGUGAUAUGUAUGCUCUACAAAUUUCUGCGGCUUAUGCAGGUUUAGUUUAUCGUAAAAUUGCUCCAUUGUUAACCAUUUUCAUUACUAUAAUAUUUUGGCAUUUUGUUAAAUAUAUUGCUUUUAUUGCUAUGGGAUUUUCUGUUUCUUUUCUUCUUAUUCAAUCAUUAUACAGUCGUAUUUUUAUUCGAUUACGUACAAAAAUUCUUCGAAUAACUGAUGAACGUAUAAAAAUAAUAUCUGAAAUAAUUAAAUCAAUGCGUAUUGUAAAAAUGUAUUGUUGGGAAACAGCAUUUAGUAAAAGAAUUUAUCUUAUUAGAAAACAUGAAAUACUUCAAUAUACUUUAUAUGCUCUAUAUGAAUGUAUUCAAAUGGUAUUUUCAAAUAAUUUUAUUCCUAUAUCUUUACUGCUUAUGUUUGGAACAAUGUGGUUAUAUAAUAUACGAUUUGAUACAAAUUUCUUUGCUAUUGCUGCUUGUAUAUUGAGUUUUAUGAGACUAUAUGUUAUUGAAUAUUUUUCUCUUGGUACUCAAUUUAUUUCGAAUUAUUUAGCUGCACGAAAAAGAAUUGAAUCAUUUCUAUUACUUGAUGAAUGUGAUCGAGAUAAUCGAUUGUUAUCAUCAUCAUUAUCACAAGAUUUGGAAAUGUUAUCAUCAAAUGAGAUGAAAAUGGUUAAUGAUAAUAUUGAAAAAAAUAUACAAAAUGGAUUAUUUGCAUUAAAAAAUAUUAUUUUUGAUGCUCAUCCAAGUGAUUUAAUAUGUAUUAUUGGACCUGUUGGAUCAGGCAAAAGUUCACUUUUACAAACAUUAACUGGUGAAAUAGCUUAUUUUGAUGGAAAAAUUCGAUUACAUGGAUCAUAUUGUUAUGUACCACAAGAAGCAUGGAUAUUUUCAUCAACAGUAAAAAAUAAUGUUCUUUUUGGAAAAGAAUACAAUCAAAAUUUAUUUCAAUCUGUUGUAAAUGUUACUGCACUUGAUACUGAUUUUGAACAGUUAUCUAAUGGUGCCAAUACUCUUGUGGGUGAUCACGGUGUGAUGUUAUCUGGAGGUCAAAAAGCACGAGUGAAUAUGGCACGAGCUUUGUAUCGUAAUGCUGAUAUUUAUCUAUUAGAUGAUCCUCUUUCUGCUGUUGAUGUUAAAGUUUCCAAACAUCUUUUUGAAAAAGCAAUUAAAAGUUAUCUUCAUGAUAAAAUUUGUAUCUUAGUCACUCAUCAAAUACAAUUUUUACAAGAUGCAACAAAAAUAAUUGUUCUUAAUAAUGGUGAAAUGGUUCAAAUGGGUACAUAUAAUGAAUUAAUAACUUCUUCAACUUUAUUCGCUCAUUUAUUGGAAGAUAUUCAUCAGCAAAAACAUGAAUUUUCAAGUGAUAUUGAACAACAACAAUCAAUCAUUAGUACAGUAUGCUUAGAAGAAGACAAUGAAGAAGAUUUAAUGACAAAUACUGAUACAAAACAAGAAGGAUCUAUCAGAUGGAAUGUUUAUCGAUCAUAUAUAAGAGCUGGUGUUGGCUGUAUUUUUGGUUUUUUCUUUAUUUUACUUAUUUUAAUUGCAAAUCAAGCUAUAUUCUUAUGUAGUAGUUGGUGGUUAGCAGUAUGGACUGAUGCUGAAACUCAUCGAUAUAAAACUUUUGAUAAUUGUACAUCAAUUAGUGCUAAAAAAGUAAAUAAUAUACAUUCGAUGACUGAAAAUGAAUGGAAUAUAUAUCGUAAUCGAAAAUUUUAUAUCUAUUGUGGUAGUAUACUAUUAUUAUUAUUAUUAACAUUUUUACGUGCAUUUACAUCGAAAUUAAUGUGUUUAAAUGCUGGACGAGUACUUCAUAAUAAAAUGUUUCAACGAGUCAUUCGUUGUCCGAUUUCAUUUUUUGAUAUGAAUCCAGUUGGUCGAAUUAUAAAUCGUUUUACUCGAGAUAUUGCUGUAAUAGAUAAUAAUCUAUUAUUCAGUUUUCCAAAUGUUUUAGAAGUAAGUUAA